GAUCUUUUCUUAUCAUUGAGUUUUGUCCGUGUAUCUAUCGCAUACAUUCAGUCAGCCAACAGUCGAUUUCCAGUACAAGACGUUUGGUGUGCGACGUGGGUUUUUUUUUUUUUUUCUCGCCGUGUCUAAGAGAAGCGGCUUCACUUCCGGUAAAGAUGGCAGCCUCCUGCGAAAAUUUCAAGCUUGUCUACAAUGUUAUUUGUAACGGAAAGGUACCAGUUUCUCUGUAUAAAUCUGUCGAUACGGACUUGUCCGUGUUCAUUGCACAGAUCGACGGACCACUUGUGAAUGGCUUUUUUUGUCUUGCAACUGAAGCCCAUGAUGAUGAUGGCUUACCACACACUUUGGAGCAUCUGGUGUUUCUUGGUAGUGAAGCCUAUCCUUACAAGGGUGUUCUGGACUUGCUGGCUAACCGCUCUCUAGCUUCUGGCACUAAUGCUUGGACUGACACUGACCAUACCUGCUACACCAUCACCACUGCAGGAUCUGAGGGGUUUCUGCAGCUGCUGCCAAUUUAUCUUGACCAUAUUCUGCAUCCUACACUGAAGGAAUCUGGAUAUGUGACUGAGGUCCACCAUAUCAAUGGUCGUGGAGAAGAUGCUGGUGUCGUGUACUGUGAAAUGCAGGCCAGAGAAAACACAGGAGAAAGUCUGGUUCAUCUCAACAUGCUACGUGCCAUGUAUGAAGGCAAAUGUGGCUACAAGUCUGAGACUGGAGGCAUCAUGGCCAACCUCAGAAACAGCACAUCACAUGAAAAGGUGUGCGACUAUCACCAGCAGUUCUAUCGACCAGAAAACUUGUGUCUUAUCAUCACUGGGGCUGUUCAACCAGAAGAGGUCUUUGAGGCCUUGAAACCAGUGGAAGAAAAACUCAAAAAGAAGGGUCCACGACCACCAUUUGAGCGCCCAUGGCAGUCUCCAGUGCCACCUUUGGAAAAAAGCUCAGAGAAGGUAGUUGUGUACCCAUCUGAUGACGAGGAGUAUGGCCUUGUAACUAUAUCCUGGAGAGGGCCCAUGGCAAAGGACCAGUACACGUUUCUUGCUCUGAAUAUUCUUCUGGAGUAUCUUUCUGACUCUCCUAUUGCACCAAUUCAGCGAGAUUUUGUGGAGAUUGAAGAGCCCUACUGCAGCAGGGUCCACCAGUUCGUAAUUGAGAACUCUGAGACCUGCUUUGGUUUCAACUUCUUGAGUGUGGACAGUAACAAGCUGUCGGAAGUGGCUGCCAAGCUUCAAGAACUGUUGAAAAAGAUUUGUGAUGGUGAGGAGGCCAUAGACAUGGAGCGUAUUUCCAACCUUAUACAUCGCCGUGUACUAGAAGCCCUAAAUGAUAUCGAAGGAGGCGCCCACAAUACUGUGGCCUACAUGCUUAUUGGUCAGUUUCUGUUUGGACAGAGCAGAGAGGAUUGCCAUGUUCGGCUGAAUACAAUAGACUCUUACCAAAACAUGAAGACUAAGACAGAGUCAUUCUGGAGAGGCAUGCUUCAGUCUUUUAUUCAGAAUAAACCUUCAGUGGUGGUUAUAGGACAGCCUAGCUCUUCCUACAUGGAGCAGAUGGGACUAGAAGAGAGGGAGAGAGUAGAGAAACAGCGAGAUCGACUUGGGGAUAAAGGACUUCAGCAAUGUCAGACCAAAUUGGAAGAAUCCAUUGCCAUAAAUGAGGUGGAACCCGAAGAGUCCAUCUUAACAUCUGUGUCGGUGCCAAGCACAGAAUCCAUCCAUUUCCAUUCUAUCACAUCAUCAUCAAACUUACCUACACGUCCAAGUGCAGCUAACCCCAGAUUUCCGCUGUCCAGAAUUCCAUGUAUUAUGCAGCUGGAUGACUUUGACACCAACUUCGUUGAAAUGAAUGCAUUGUAUGACACUUCAAGUAUAUCACUUGAAUUGAGGUAUUACCUGCCCCUCUUAACUGAGGCUUUGGUAGAAAGUCCUAUUCUGCGUAAUGGAGAGUUGAUACCUCAUGAGCGAGUAAUCGCAGGACUUGAAAAGGACACCCUGUACUCUUGCUCAGGCCUGGGUGUUCCUCCUGGCUGCUUCAAAUGCGACUACUUCCCCCAAUUUAUGGUCACCGUCAUUAAAGUGGAGGAGGGGAAGUACGAGACUGGGGUUCAGUGGCUGUUUGAUUUGCUCUACAAUACCCAGUUCACAGCAGAGCGUCUCAAAAUCAUUGCAAAUCGAUUGAUUGGAAACAUUUCCACCUUGAAACGGAAAGGGUUUCAUAUUGUUCGGACCAUUCUAUAUAACCUUUUAUUUAUAAAAGACUGCAACUUUAAUGUUGCCAGCAUGUUAAAGCAGUCUACAUUUUUGACACGACUUCUGGAAAGAUUGGAGUCUGAACCAGACAAGGUUAUAGCUGAGAUUAACAAUGUACGAAACCAGCUACUGCUGCCAGGCAAUGCACGCAUCCAUUUGUCCUGUGACACUAAGAAACUUGCUGCUCAUGGUUUGCCAGACACACCCUGGAGAACAUUUUGGAAAGGAUUUGACCAGUGUGGAGAAGGCAACGGCAUUGGUGUCUUGGAAUCAAAAAUGGUGGACUUUGUCAAACCUCUGGAUGCUAGCGGUCCAAAGAAGGUCAUUGUUGGUGUUGGAGACGUGGAGUCAGCAUACUUUCUGCAGGCAGUGCCCUGCAUUUCUUCCUAUCACCACGAGGACCUACCAGCCUUGAUGGUGCUUAUCCAGUACUUAAUUCAAUGUGAAGGACCAAUGUGGAGCCAAAUCCGGGGCCUUGGUCUGUCAUAUCACUACAGUGUUACCAUCAGACCUGACCUUGGGAUGCUGUACCUGCUGUUGGCCAAAGCAACGCAUGUUGUGGAUGCUUACGGUGUGGGGCAGAAUAUUGUGCAAGGUUACCUGAGUGGAGAGAAUGAGUUCAGUGAGGCUGAGCUAGAGUCAGCCAGGUCCAGCCUUAUUUUUGAGAUCAUUGAAGAAGAGAAGACAGUGUGGGAUGCAACACACCAGUCUUUACUUUCCUAUCUGCGCAACGUGGAGCACAAUCAUAACAAGGAGAUGGUGAAGAAGGUCUCUAGUGUAAAGCUGCAGGAUUUGAAGGAUGUUGGCGAGAAAUAUCUGGCAUCUUUGUUUGAUCCUAGUUUAACACGUUGUGUUGUGUGUGUAAAUCCAUCCAAGGUGCAAGAAGUUGCCUCAGACUUUCAAAAGCUUGGAGUUGAACUGACAGUACUAUCAUCACUUGAAGAAGAUUUACUCACACAGCUGUGAUUUAAUAAGCACCACAAAUAUAUCAGCCAUUCAGUAUAAGGAACAGACUACAUUGCUACCAGGGUUGCUGAGUGUUUGGAAUUUGUGUUUGCUUACUGUUACUGUUGAUCUAUUCUUUCGCACAUACUUAUCCUGCAUAAAAAUAACAUCCUUAUGCAGCUCGUAGUUUAACACUGCAGCACUGCUAAGAUUUUUAAGGCAGCUUCAAGACUAAAAAAUGAGCUGCUGUUGACUAACAAAACUGCACCAAUAACUCUCAGGCAGAUACAAAAAGUUUCCUCACAGAUGGGUCCAGUGAUUUGUGCAAAUUUUAGCUUUGUGUAAACCAGAAAACAUUGUUCCAUUUCACUGCCAUACAGAUGUCGGCUUUGCGUAGACCGUAAAUUUCAAUUAUUUUAUGUUCAGCCAAUGUCCUGCUUUUAAAAUUGUUAAAUGACAUUCACCUUUAUGCAUGAACUCUUGUUCUUAAAUCUGGAUUUGUCUCUGUAAUGUGAAAAACAUACUGAAUGUCAUGUUACUUUCUAGUUUCUAGUAAUGUUGCAAUUGUUAAGGACGCUCUGCUGUUUUGCUUGAAUGUUUCACAAACUGUUGAGAAAACAUUCUUCUGCUGUCAUUUGCUUUGGAGAGUUAGAAGUUCAGGAUUUUUAAAAAGAAUUUGGUCGAAGGGGUUGGUCUUUUGCUCUUUUUUUAUCUUUUUAAAAGGGGCAUGUUUUUAAAAUCAUUGCUACAUCAACCUGUUGGUGUGAACCUAUGCACAACAUGGAAUACUUCUCUGGAACUUGCUAAAGUUAUGCAUUAAAUUGUUUGCAUGCUCUUCAGAUCAGUUUCUUGCAUAUUGUGAACUGCUGCAGCUGUCACUUCCAUUAAUCUACGAGCUGGGAUAUGUGACAUCGCCUUGCAAGCUCUUCCAGCUGUGAUGUUCUUGUUGACAUUUGAUAUUUAACUUCAGUGUGAUUUAUGUGGCCUCUGUGUUGUAAAAUAGGGAAAUACUUGUACUCUUGGACUUUGUGCAUUCUUGAUGUCAUCUUCCUGAGGCUGGCAGGUCACUUGGCAACAAGGGGAGGGUACCGAAUGUAUUGAACCAAGGGGAGAUAGUGAACUAAGGUGAUUAGAUGACAUCCUUUCUCCGUACAGAGAGGAGGGAAUAAAAACUUAAUUCUAUGCUAGGAGCUAUGGCUGUAUCACCUCAUGUAAACAGGUGCUAUAUGCAGGGAGAUAACUGUAUGCCUGAGACAGCAUUUGAACGCACACAGCCAAUCAUUCCUGUAUUAGUGACAAACCACUUUAAACUGUUGUGCCAUCAGAUCACAUGCUUUAGUCGCAAAUCAAGAUCUAGACAUACAAGGGAGAGAAGAAGCUUUAGGCACUUGUAGCAGAGGAGGAGAUAAAUGCUGCUUCCAUGCGACUUGUUAGCUCCCCUCUCUCUCUCCCUUACACUCUGGUAUGGUCCCUUAACUCACCCAUAGAGAACACAAGUGUGGUGGUGUCACAAUCUGAACUUUUGCAUGAGAUAGCCAUUUGAAUGUCAAAGUGCGCACGAAUAGGACUCAAUGGGUCAUUCCUAUCAUAUGAUUGAUCACUUUCAUACAGAUAAUGUUUUGCAGGCUACGCCACAAAUCUCUCAUUAGACCCUCUUCGGGUCAUUUUUGGAUCAAAGCACUUAAGGUCUUGUAAACAGCUGUGUGUUCCAAUUUUUCGAGUUAUCAGCAUAUUGCUAUACUAAUCAUCCUUGUCUUUGUGGAUCAUAUUGUUCAAUUUAAGAUAUAAACUGUUGUAGAAGAUGAGUAAAUGGUCGUCUCAGUGGAUGACAGUUGAAAACAUA
Molecule: messenger RNA, 5037 nt
Organism: Pomacea canaliculata
Lineage: Eukaryota; Metazoa; Mollusca; Gastropoda; Architaenioglossa; Ampullariidae
Exons: 22
Coding region: 156-3215 (1019 amino acids)
Molecular function (GO): metal ion binding
Source: RefSeq, a predicted model, not a curated record